GUGUUUUUGUUUUUUUUCAAGUUACCCAUGCAGCCAUGCUGCUUAUGCUGCCAUGUACUUCCGCCAGCUUCCGACUAUGCUGCCAUCCUGCGGGGCCUCCCCGGGGAGACAGGGGCGCGGAGCCGGGGGGUGAAUUAUGGUAUCAACUCCACACCGCAUCGUGGUGAUGGAGUUUGCCGAGUCGCUGCGCCCCUUUGUUUUUCUGUUUUCGACUUUUUUCUCCCCUACUCUAAUUACCCGGAUUACGUUUACACGAGAAGCACGAGCCCGAGGUUGGCAUGUUUACCAGCUUGACACGACCGGGGAGAUGAAAGUAAGGGUGAGUUUUGACAAGUUUCACAAGGGGAGAAGGGAUCUCCAGGGUUUCUCUGGCUUUUCUUUGGGUCUUCUAGGGUUUUUUCAGGGUCUUCCAGCAGAAAAAUUUUGACAUUCUAGAUCCUAUUGAUCGUCUACUAUGAAAGAAUCCAUGUUCGCAGGGCUCUUUACGAAUUGCGCGUUAUCAUCAUGGAUUGAAUCUCGAUUUUGCUCUUGGUCUUUACUAUGUACCACCCUUCAACUUGAGUCUUGCAAGGUUACAGAUAGAUUGAAUCUCAAGGGGGUUCGGCCGAAUACGGUGUUGCGUAUGAGCUGAGUGUUAGCUAACUUAGCACUGCUGGGUACGAUGUUGUAUGUGAUGCUACCACACCUUUCCAGAAUGCCGGUAUUGGGAUUUGGGAUCAUGUACGGUCUUUUCUCUAUGGAA
Annulohypoxylon maeteangense is the source of this 742-nucleotide messenger RNA. RefSeq lists its product as uncharacterized. Lineage: Eukaryota; Fungi; Ascomycota; Sordariomycetes; Xylariales; Hypoxylaceae. Bases 137 to 427 code for a protein of 96 amino acids. The transcript has a single exon. The record is from RefSeq and is a predicted model, not a curated record.